CGUCCCAGUGCCGAAAAUUGGCUCUAUCCCAGGAGUACCCAAAUGCAUAAACGCCACCGCCAUGUAUGUCUGGCUGAAUCGAGAUGAUGUCCGGCAGGCCCUUCACAUCCCCCGCAGUUUGCCGGAUUGGGAGCUUUGCAGCUCACAAGUAACUGCCACCUACCAAAGACAAUAUAUGGAUAUGGCUCCCUUCUACAAGUUGUUAUUGGCACAAAAUCUUCGUGCACUGGUUUAUAAUGGUGAUGUGGACAUGGUGUGCAACUUUUUGGGGGGUGAAAAAUUCGUUGAGGCUUUAAAUCAACCUGUGCUUAGCGAAUACCAGCCAUGGUAUUUCAAUGACCAAGUUGCCGGAUUUUUCAAGGAAUACCAAAACAUCACAUUCCUCACUGUAAAGGGCGCCGGACACAUGGUGCCGCAGUACAAGCCCGGCCCGGCCCUGAAGAUGAUCCGCCGCUUCCUCCGGCCCUCCAGCCCCGCGGCCUGA
Messenger RNA from Protobothrops mucrosquamatus (brown spotted pit viper), 484 nucleotides. Its product is annotated as lysosomal protective protein-like. Bases 62 to 484 code for a protein of 140 amino acids. Gene Ontology annotation, biological process: proteolysis. The transcript is spliced from 5 exons. The record is from RefSeq and is a predicted model, not a curated record. NCBI's taxonomy places the organism in Eukaryota, Metazoa, Chordata, Lepidosauria, Squamata, Viperidae. Gene Ontology annotation, molecular function: serine-type carboxypeptidase activity.